ACACUGGAAUGUUGAGAAAAAAAAACGAAAACAUUUGCAAAUGUAUGAUUGAGACCGGCAGCAACAAAAUGUAGUAUAUAAUAACAAAAAAUGGUUCGAAAAAAUCAACAACAAAAGAACGCUGAACAUCAGAACUUAUCUAAUCGCUCCGAUAAAUCCGAUAAUGAAGAAAGCAAUGAUGAACUGAAAUGUAAAUAUUGUGAUGUGGUUUCGGUCACUGUCGACGAAAAACAACAACAUGAGGAAGGAUGCGAAUCAAAGGCCACCGCAAAUGUUUUCAUCACAUCAGAUGGAAAACUACGAUUUUUGUGUUCGGUGUGCAAUCAAUUGUUUAAGUAUCAAACUGGGCUGAAAAAACAUGAACUACGACAUAAGCCGCCGGGAGGCUUCAAUUGUUCUGAAUGUUCCGAACGUUUCAUAACCGACGCUGAGCGAUCCAUACACAAGGAAAUCGUUCAUAAGAUAUUCAAGUGCCUCAUUUGCAAUGCCAAAUGUUCAUCGGAAGAAGAAUUCUUAAAGCACAUCAAUGACUUACACGAAGGAAGAGAUAGAGAAUAUGUCACUUGUGGAGAUUGUGGCGCUCAAUUUCGGCAGAAGAAUCAGCUAAGACUACAUAUUGAGUCAAAAUGUGGUACAGUUCGAUGUUAUACAUGCAAGCAAUGCAAUUCGAAAUUUAUGACACAAAACACACUAAACGCCCACAUGCUCAUUCACUUGGGCGACAAGAAGCAUCUCUGCAAUUUCUGUGGUAAUAGUUUCUUGAGCCGAGGUCAACUGAAGAUACACGAACGAUCACAUACGAAAGAGAAGCCAUAUUCGUGUAAAGUUUGUAAUAAGUCCUUUGCACAUCGUGAAAGUCUAGUAACUCAUUCAUCGUUGCACACUGGAAUCAAGCCUUAUCAAUGUCAGUGUUGUGGUUCACAGUUCUCAUGUAUUGGCAAUUUGAUAAAACAUCGUCGAGUUCGUCCUGAAACUUGCGGGCUACCUCAGUACACCAAUGUGAAAUGUGCCCCUCGUGCAUCCACCAAAGUUCCGGGAAGUUUGACCUUGAAAAAAGAGAGUCCAGUAAAACGAGCCUAUGCAAAGCGUAAAAUUGUAAGCGUGCCUGAAUUGUUAUCCGUGCGUGCCGAAUUAACUAGUCAAACUGUACAACCAAAAGUCGAACCGAUCGAUGACCAACAUGAAUUCGAUGAGUUUUUAAUCUUGAAUAAACCCGAAUCGAGAGAAAUUGACGAAUCGAAUAAUUUUGUAAAAAGCGAAAUGAAUGAGUCAAUUGAAAAUGAUCCAUCGUCUGGAUGCAUUGAAAUAAUUGAUCAAAGCAUACUGAAUUCACCGUUGGCCACAGAAAAUAGUAGCAUAUCAUAUAAUAUUGCCAAGAGUAGUGUUUUGGUGCUCACGGCUGAUGGUAAUUAUAUGAUUGCAAAUUUGGAAGAUGAUAAAAAGCCCAUCGAAUUAAAAGUAUCACAACCACCACAAGUCGAACAAGUCUUUAUUUUGAAUAGCAACGACAUACAAUUCACCGAAAUGGAAGUUGACGUUGACUGCCCAGGCACCGUACCGAGUGUGAAUGACAAAAGGAAUGUUCAUAUUCUGCAAAAUGCAAUAUUGAGAAAGAGUCCGAUGUCGGCUGCCGAUGAUAGUCAGAGUGUCGAGAUUCUGGGUGAACAACAUCUUGAAAGUGAUAUUCAACAUUUGGAAAUCGUACCAGCUGACGAAUCAAUUAAUACAACCGACUCGAGCAUCAAAAUUGGUGAUUCACAAGUCAUCGAAGUGUUUGUAUGUGAAAUAUGCCCAAAACAAUUCAAACAAGAAAAAUCUCUGCUGAAACAUUUGGGUACGAAGCACAACAUUGAAGUGUGUGAUUAUACGAAAAAGGAGUCGUUCAAAUGCAAAUAUUGUGAUAAACAAUAUUUAACCGAGAGUCUAUUGAAUAAACACGUCGUUUGCCAUGGUGCAAAUGGUGAACUUAUCCACAAGUGUUCUUGCUGUACGUCAUACUUCGAGACAAAGGAAAAAAUGCAAGAGCAUGCUCAAAAAGAGCACGAAGACCGUUUGAAAUGUAAUUAUUGCAAUAAGAUAUACAAGGACGUCGAUUGCAAAGCAGCACACAUACGACGUACGCACACAAAAACUGGUGCACCACAAAAAAAAUAUACAUUUGUUUGUUCAAAAUGUGGCAAGAAAUUUAAUUCAAAAGUUGCUUUAUCCGAUCAUGAACAAGGCGAUUGUGGCCAAUCACCAAUUUAUAAAUGUGAUUAUGAAGGGUGUGGAAAGUCUCUGCACAGUAUGGGAUCAUUGAAAAUUCAUCAGAUGAUUCAUACGGGCGAUUUACCGUUUUCAUGCAAUUUUUGUAAGAAACAAUUUCGCACUCAGGGCCAAGUCAAAGUCCAUGAACGUAGUCAUAGCGGUGAAAAGCCAUUCAAGUGCAAUCAAUGUUCGAAAGCAUUUGCACAUCGUGAAAGUUUACUAACACAUUCAUCGCUGCAUAGCGGCCAUAAGCGUUUCGGAUGUCAUGGAUGCGGUGCUCGAUUUUCAUGCAUCACCAAUCUUCAAGCGCACCGUCGAACCCACCAAGAUACCUGCGGACAAUUGCCAUUGGAUACAAAAGCGCAAUACUCUUAUAUUAUAGACAAUGGCACUGUCAUUGCAGAUCCAGAAAAAAACGCCCCAUCAAAUCCAUCUAUCUAAUACAUACUAAUAAGUAAAUGUAAAUCUCGUUUGUAUAUAUCGUAAAGUUUUUUUUUUAAUGAAUA
Molecule: messenger RNA, 2753 nt
Organism: Contarinia nasturtii (swede midge)
Lineage: Eukaryota; Metazoa; Arthropoda; Insecta; Diptera; Cecidomyiidae
Product: zinc finger protein 665-like
Exons: 12
Coding region: 91-2688 (865 amino acids)
Biological process (GO): regulation of transcription by RNA polymerase II
Cellular component (GO): nucleus
Molecular function (GO): RNA polymerase II transcription regulatory region sequence-specific DNA binding; DNA-binding transcription factor activity, RNA polymerase II-specific
Source: RefSeq, a predicted model, not a curated record